AUGCUCGAAAAACGAGAGCCUGAUUUUUUCCAAAUAGCCACUAACUCAUGUUAUGAGUGCGUAAACCAAAGCACAAAGGAUGGACUCUAUGAACGCCCGUCUAUCGAACUCGAAAAACAGGACCUCUCAAGUAUCCAGUACUUUACACUAAAUUAG
This is a messenger RNA of Plasmopara halstedii, 156 nucleotides long. RefSeq lists its product as uncharacterized. The transcript has 2 exons. NCBI's taxonomy places the organism in Eukaryota, Oomycota, Peronosporomycetes, Peronosporales, Peronosporaceae. The record is from RefSeq and is a predicted model, not a curated record. Bases 1 to 156 code for a protein of 51 amino acids.